AUGGUGGCACAGGAGUGUAUUCAUUCUAAAGUUGAGUGGGAGUGUUGGGGGGUCAUUAAACAGGAUAUGGAAAAGGCUUAUGACAGGGUAGAGUGGACUGUUUUGCUCGAAAUCAUGAAGAAUAUGGGGUUUAGGGAGUUGUGGAGAAAGUGGAUCUCUGGAUGUUUAUCCUCUGCUCACUUUACUAUUCUAUACAAAGAAUGUUUCAAUUUGCUUGUGAGAAAUGUUGAAAGGAGUAGUCAUUUUAAGGGUUUUCAAAUGGAAAAUGGAGGCCCCUACAUUUCCCAUCUGCAAUAUGCAGAUGAUACCUUGUUGUUCUGUGAGGCUGAGGUUGGCCAGGAAAUGGAAGAGAUGUUGGGGUGUAAAGUGGAGAACUUCCCCAUCACUUGUUUGGGGAUGCCUAUUUCGAACAGUCGACUCUCGAUUGCUAUCCCCUCGUCGGUUGCCAGGAAAAUCGAAACAUUAAUGAGAAACUUCUUGUGGGGUUCUUCUACAGAUUCUAUGAAAUUUCAUCGGUUACGAUGGGAUAGGGUGUGCACACCCAAGAGUGAAGGAGGUCUAGGAAUAAGGAGAGUCAAACUUUUCAAUCAGGCUUUGCUAUGUAAGUGGUGGUGGAGGAGCUUACAUUUCAAAGACCAUUUGUGGUACAAAGUGAUCGCUGCAAAGUAUGAAGUGAAUAAGUUUGAAAUGUGGGUUGGAUUGAGGAAUGUUUACAUUUCUCACAAUGUUGCUAAUCAGGUAGUGUGGGAUAUUGACAAAGAUGGAGACUAUUCGGUUAAGUCGAUGCCUAAAGAAAGAUGGGUUGCGCCUUUGAUGGAGGUUUUUAAGCUCAACUUUGAUGGCAAUUCAUUAGGGAAUCCUGGGCUGGUGGGAUUUGAAGGUGUGGUUAGAGAUUGGAAUGGUAGUAUUUCUUUACUUAUGUUGGUCCUCUUAGUGAAGAACUGCUAA
Messenger RNA from Amborella trichopoda, 948 nucleotides. RefSeq lists its product as uncharacterized. The record is from RefSeq and is a predicted model, not a curated record. Lineage: Eukaryota; Viridiplantae; Streptophyta; Magnoliopsida; Amborellales; Amborellaceae.